GGCGCGAGUUCGGCAGUGAGGCAACAUGUCUUCGCCGACGGUCUUUUCGCGUCUGUACUCCAUGCUGUUCCGCAGGACUUCUACCUUCGCCCUCACCAUCGUAGUGGGCGCCCUGUUCUUCGAGCGCGCCUUCGAUCAGGGUGCAGACGCGAUCUACGAGCACAUCAACGAGGGGAAACUGUGGAAACAUGUAAAGCACAAGUACGAGAACAAGGAGUGACCCCUGCCCCUUGGAGCCAGAAGAAGCAGUCACCUGUCCGCCAUUUGCCUAAGGAUGAGUUUCAAGUUACUCUUCAUGGACCACCAGUAUGUUAGCAAGCAAUGGCUCCACUGAACAAACAGACUCUAACUUCUGCUGUGUUUAAAGUGUGUUUGACUACAGCUGUCAGCAAAUAAAUGUAAAUUGCUAAUGAGA
This is a messenger RNA of Grammomys surdaster, 415 nucleotides long. Its product is annotated as cytochrome b-c1 complex subunit 9. The coding region runs from base 26 to 220 and encodes 64 amino acids. The record is from RefSeq and is a predicted model, not a curated record. Lineage: Eukaryota; Metazoa; Chordata; Mammalia; Rodentia; Muridae. Gene Ontology annotation, biological process: mitochondrial electron transport, ubiquinol to cytochrome c. The transcript is spliced from 2 exons.